Molecule: messenger RNA, 1369 nt
Organism: Maniola jurtina (meadow brown)
Lineage: Eukaryota; Metazoa; Arthropoda; Insecta; Lepidoptera; Nymphalidae
Gene: Ddrgk1
Product: DDRGK domain-containing protein 1
Exons: 7
Coding region: 209-1081 (290 amino acids)
Source: RefSeq, a predicted model, not a curated record
AUGUGAUGACGAUUGACGUUUAUUUUCGACAAAAAUAUUCAACAAAUUUCAAACCUUUUUCUACAAAAUGUGAACCAGUUUUUACUUUUUAGUUAACAUAUUUGUCGAUAUAAAACUCAUUCGAAAAUAUUACAAUAAAUAUAUUCUCUAUUUAAAUAAGUUAUUUUCUUAGGUUAGGUUAUGGUCUAAAGUUUACCAACAAGUAACCAUGGAUCCUUUUAUUAUUGCAGCUGUUAUAAGCGCUAUUGUGAUUAUUCUCUUGUCGGUCACAUUUUUAAGAGGGUCACAAGUAAAACAACUACCUGGUGCAAGACCUAGGGCAGCAGUACAAAGAGAUGGAGGCCCUGGUAGAGUGCAGGCUGUCAGGAAUCAAAGAGCAAGGAUGAGAGCUAAUGCUGCAAGACAUCAAGCAGCUCUCAUUGAAGAGGAGCCGGGCGCAGCUGAAGAUGUGGAGGAGGAUGGCAUUCCAGAGGCAGAGAAGGUGGAGUUUGAUGACAAGAUGGGAGCUAAGAAACGUGCAAAGAUGGAAGCUAAGUUGGAAAAGAAGAAAGCGCGCGAAGCUGAAGAGCAGAUGCGGGAAAUAAAGAAAAAACGAGAUGAAGAAAUGGAGGAGGAAAAGAAGAAAGCAGAAGAAAAACGAGAGGAGGAAGAACGCAAAGCUGAGGAAGCGGCGCGAAAAGCGGAGGAGGAACGCAGGAGACGCGAACAAGAGGAGUAUGAAGCCAUGAAAGCGGCCUUCAGCGUGGAAGGGGAGGGCUUUGAUGAGGAGCAAGACCAGGACCAGGAUAACCUGCUCAAACGCUUCAUUGACUAUAUUCAGGCACAAAAAGUAGUUCUACUAGAAGACUUAGCAGGACAUUUCAAAAUCAAAACCCAAGCCGCUAUCGAGAGGAUAACGGAUCUACAAGCCUCUGGAGAACUAACGGGAGUCAUAGACGAUAGGGGAAAAUUCAUUUAUAUAUCGCAGAAAGAACUUGAGGAUGUUGCCAAGUUUAUAAAGCAGAGGGGGCGAGUGUCUAUUGCGGAGUUGGCAGAGAGUAGUAAUGAUUUGAUUAAUCUUAAUCCUGUAUCUGUGCUGUAAAUGAUUUCUGACACAAAAAUGAUAAGUACAGUAUAUUUUUUUUAAGAGUAUGUCGGCAAUCUUUGUUUUGAAAGUAGAUGUCAUUUCCGUAAUCAGCCGGUCGAUUGUGGAAACAUACAUCAGUAAUUAUUACAAUCUUAGAUUGAUAAAACAGAUAUUCACAUUAUUUUUCUACUUUUAUUAUUUUAUUUACCAUAGCUGGAAAUAUCAUAGAUUGACUUGCUAUAAUAGAAAAUCAAUAUAAGUUGUUCAUCUUUCAUUUGAAUUAAAUAUUGACUGUUUAUAUAA